Molecule: messenger RNA, 6382 nt
Organism: Calidris pugnax (ruff)
Lineage: Eukaryota; Metazoa; Chordata; Aves; Charadriiformes; Scolopacidae
Gene: MAST3
Product: microtubule associated serine/threonine kinase 3
Exons: 38
Biological process (GO): peptidyl-serine phosphorylation; intracellular signal transduction
Molecular function (GO): protein binding; protein serine/threonine kinase activity; ATP binding
Source: RefSeq, a predicted model, not a curated record
AUCUUCCCUGGGGCAGGAGAUCCGUGAUCGAUGGGGUGACAGCAGCCCUGUCCCCUGGCACAGGGCAGCACGUACAAGCAGACUCAUCCCUGCCCGAGCCCCUUCAGCCCUUUCCAUCCUUUGCUUCCCCAAAUUAAUUCCCUCUUUUUCUUCCCCCAGUUGCCGGAGCAGCAAUAGGAAGAGCUUAGUGGUGGGCACCCCCUCUCCGACCCUCUCGCGGCCUCUCUCCCCUCUCUCCGUGCCAACAGCUGGGAGCAGCCCCUUGGACAGCCCACGCAACUUCUCCGCCAGCACCUCCAUCAACUUCCCCUUCGCUCGCAGCCAUGCUCCUCGGACUGACAGGGCUGAUGGCAGAAGGUGGUCACUGGCUUCGUUACCCUCCUCUGGCUAUGGGACCAACACCCCCAGCUCCACUGUCUCGUCGUCUUCGUCCUCCCAGGAGCGCCUGCACCAGCUGCCGUACCAGCCCACCCCCGAUGAGCUGCAUUUCCUUUCUAAGCAUUUCCGCAGUACGGAGAGCGUCACGGACGAGGAGGGGCGGCACUCGCCCUGCCUGCGCCCACGAUCCAGGAGCCUCAGCCCUGGACGGACGAGUGGAACGUUUGAUAACGAGGUUGUGAUGAUGAACCAUGUCUACAAGGAGCGGUUCCCCAAGGCCACAGCCCAAAUGGAAGAGCGUCUGCAGGACACCAUCACAAACUUCUCUCCAAGCAGCACUCUGCCGCUGGCAGACGGGGUGCUGGGCUUCAUCCACCACCAGAUCAUCGAGCUGGCUCGUGACUGCCUGGCGAAGUCCCAGGGAGCUCUCAUCACCUCCCGCUACUUCAUGGAGCUGCAGGAGAAACUUGAGAAGAUGCUCCGAGAUGCUCAGGAGCGUUCGGAGAGUGAGGAGGUGAAGUUCAUUGACCAACUGGUGAGGAAGCUGCUGAUCAUCAUCUCCCGUCCUGCUCGCCUUCUGGAGUGCCUGGAGUUUGACCCAGAAGAGUUUUACCACCUCCUGGAAGCUGCAGAAGGACACGCCAAAGUUGGCCAGGGAAUAAAGACCGAUAUUCCCCGAUACAUCAUCAGUCAACUGGGUCUCGUCAAGGACCCACUGGAGGAAAUGGUCCAGCUGGAUCACUUUGACAGCGGGAACACCAUCACGCCGGAGAACGAUGAUGCCUGUGAGAGCCAGCCUUUGACCACCGCUCCUCGGAGGAAGCCCUGUGAGGGGGACUUUGAGACCAUCAAGCUGAUCAGCAACGGGGCUUACGGGGCCGUGUACCUGGUGAGGCACAGGGAGACGCGGCAGCGCUUUGCCUUGAAGAAAAUCAACAAGCAGAACCUCAUCCUGAGGAACCAGAUCCAGCAGGUGUUUGUGGAGAGGGACAUCCUCACCUUCGCGGAGAACCCCUUUGUGGUCAGCAUGUUCUGCUCCUUCGAGACCAAGCGACACCUCUGCAUGGUGAUGGAGUACGUGGAAGGGGGCGAUUGUGCCACAUUGCUGAAGAACAUGGGCCCACUGCCUGUUGACAUGGCGAAGAUGUACUUCGCUGAGACCGUUCUGGCACUGGAGUAUCUCCACAACUACGGCAUUGUCCACCGGGACCUCAAACCCGACAAUUUACUCAUCACCUCCAUGGGCCACAUAAAGCUGACAGACUUCGGUCUGUCAAAGAUUGGCUUGAUGAACAUGACCACAAACCUCUACGAAGGUCACAUGGAGAAGGACACUCGGGAGUUCAUGGACAAGCAGGUGUGUGGCACUCCGGAGUACAUCGCCCCAGAAGUCAUCCUCAUACAAGGCUACGGGAAGCCUGUCGACUGGUGGGCCAUGGGCAUCAUCCUCUAUGAGUUCCUGGUGGGCUGCGUCCCCUUCUUCGGAGACACUCCCGAGGAGCUCUUUGGGCAGGUCAUCAGUGAUGAAAUUAUGUGGCCGGAAGGGGACGAGGCUCUUCCUGCGGACGCCCAGGACCUCAUCACGCGGUUGCUGAGACAGAGUCCCCUCGAGCGCUUGGGCACUGGGGGUGCACACGAGGUGAAGCACCAUUCCUUCUUCCUCCACCUGGACUGGAACGGGCUGCUGCGGCAGAAGGCCGAGUUCAUCCCCCAGCUGGAGUCGGAGGACGACACCAGUUACUUCGACAGUGAGGCCAAAUCCAUCCCCAUCCCUCCCUCCAACCCCCUCCCCAAUCCCAUAUCCCAUCUGGAUGAUCCCAUGGGAGAGGAAGGAACAAAUAGCUCUCCAGGGGCGGUAGCUAUUUACAUAGAUGUAAAUGACUUGGACCUUGUAACACAACUGGCUUCCUCCCUCCGCAGCCCUGGACGGACGAGUGGAACGUUUGAUAACGAGGUUGUGAUGAUGAACCAUGUCUACAAGGAGCGGUUCCCCAAGGCCACAGCCCAAAUGGAAGAGCGUCUGCAGGACACCAUCACAAACUUCUCUCCAAGCAGCACUCUGCCGCUGGCAGACGGGGUGCUGGGCUUCAUCCACCACCAGAUCAUCGAGCUGGCUCGUGACUGCCUGGCGAAGUCCCAGGGAGCUCUCAUCACCUCCCGCUACUUCAUGGAGCUGCAGGAGAAACUUGAGAAGAUGCUCCGAGAUGCUCAGGAGCGUUCGGAGAGUGAGGAGGUGAAGUUCAUUGACCAACUGGUGAGGAAGCUGCUGAUCAUCAUCUCCCGUCCUGCUCGCCUUCUGGAGUGCCUGGAGUUUGACCCAGAAGAGUUUUACCACCUCCUGGAAGCUGCAGAAGGACACGCCAAAGUUGGCCAGGGAAUAAAGACCGAUAUUCCCCGAUACAUCAUCAGCCAACUGGGUCUCGUCAAGGACCCACUGGAGGAAAUGGUCCAGCUGGAUCACUUUGACAGCGGGAACACCAUCACGCCGGAGAACGAUGAUGCCUGUGAGAGCCAGCCUUUGACCACCGCUCCUCGGAGGAAGCCCUGUGAGGGGGACUUUGAGACCAUCAAGCUGAUCAGCAACGGGGCUUACGGGGCCGUGUACCUGGUGAGGCACAGGGAGACGCGGCAGCGCUUUGCCUUGAAGAAAAUCAACAAGCAGAACCUCAUCCUGAGGAACCAGAUCCAGCAGGUGUUUGUGGAGAGGGACAUCCUCACCUUCGCGGAGAACCCCUUUGUGGUCAGCAUGUUCUGCUCCUUCGAGACCAAGCGACACCUCUGCAUGGUGAUGGAGUACGUGGAAGGGGGCGAUUGUGCCACAUUGCUGAAGAACAUGGGCCCACUGCCUGUUGACAUGGCGAAGAUGUACUUCGCUGAGACCGUUCUGGCACUGGAGUAUCUCCACAACUAUGGCAUUGUCCACCGGGACCUCAAACCCGACAAUUUACUCAUCACCUCCAUGGGCCACAUAAAGCUGACAGACUUCGGUCUGUCAAAGAUUGGCUUGAUGAACAUGACCACAAACCUCUACGAAGGUCACAUGGAGAAGGACACUCGGGAGUUCAUGGACAAGCAGGUGUGUGGCACUCCGGAGUACAUCGCCCCAGAAGUCAUCCUCAUACAAGGCUACGGGAAGCCUGUCGACUGGUGGGCCAUGGGCAUCAUCCUCUAUGAGUUCCUGGUGGGCUGCGUCCCCUUCUUCGGAGACACUCCCGAGGAGCUCUUUGGGCAGGUCAUCAGUGAUGAAAUUAUGUGGCCGGAAGGGGACGAGGCUCUUCCUGCGGACGCCCAGGACCUCAUCACGCGGUUGCUGAGACAGAGUCCCCUCGAGCGCUUGGGCACCGGGGGUGCGCACGAGGUGAAGCACCAUUCCUUCUUCCUCCACCUGGACUGGAACGGGCUGCUGCGGCAGAAGGCCGAGUUCAUCCCCCAGCUGGAGUCGGAGGACGACACCAGUUACUUCGACACUCGCUCCGAGAGGUACCGCCACUUGGAUUCGGAGGAUGAAGAAACCAACGACGAGGAAUCCUCCGUGGAGAUCGGGCAGUUCUCCUCCUGCUCCCACCGCUUCAGCAAGGUGUACAGCAGCUCCGAAUUCUUGGCGGCUCACUCCAACCUCAGCCUCUCCUCCUCCGACCGGAGUCACAGCGAGGACAAAGAGGAGCGAUGGGACAGGCACUCGGGAGACGAGGAGAGGAGCCGGCUGGCGGGCCCCGAGCCCCGCCUCCGCUCCUGGACAUCCUGCAGCUCCACGCCGUACACCUCCCGGCACGAGCGAAGCCGCAGCCCCGCCGCUCUGCCCAGCACCUACAGCCUGGACACCAUGCCCAAAUUUGCCUUCUCCUCAGAGGAUGAAAGCCCUUGCGUGGCAUCCUCCAAGCCGGAGAGACCCAAGUUUGUGCUGGGAGACCCCGAUGCGGGGACCGGCAGCGCGGUGAAGCCGGCGGCGUUAUCGGCUGAUCUCGUCAGCCUGAACCGCAUCCGCUUGCGGAGCAACAGCACCGGCACCAAAAACUCGGCUCCCCGGAGCCUGGAGCCGGGCAAGAGCCGUCGGUUGAGCAGCCAGAAGGACGUGCCAGAUCGGCAGAGAACCUCCCAGGGUGGCCGUGUCCCCAAAUCUGCCUCCGUCUCAGCCCUGUCCCUCAUCAUCACAUCAGAUGACUUCGGUGGUGGUGCCUUGAUGAGCCCUAUCUCUCCCCACUCCCUCUCCUCCAACCCCUCUUCCCGGGACUCCUCCCCGAGCCGGGACUCGUCCCUCGCCAUCGCCAGCCUGCGACCCCCCAUCAUCAUCCACAGCUCGGGCAAGAAGUACGGCUUCACCCUGCGAGCCAUCCGCGUCUACAUGGGGGACAGCGACGUCUACACCGUCCACCAUAUGGUCUGGAGCGUGGAAGAAGGGAGCCCGGCGCAGGAAGCAGGGCUGAGAGCUGGUGAUCUCAUCACACAUGUGAACGGCGAAUCCGUGCUGGGUUUAGUUCACCGGGACGUCGUCGAGCUGCUGCUGAAGAGUGGGAAUAAAGUGGCCCUGAGGACCACUGCCCUGGAGAACACCUCCAUCAAAAUCGGCCCCGCUCGGAAAAACAGCUCCAAGACGAGGAUGGCGAGGAGGAGUAAGAAGAGCAGGAAAAGGGAUGGCCAGGACAGGAGAAAAUGCCUUUUCAAGAAGAUCUCCAAGCAGUCCUCGGUCCUGCACACCAGCCGCAGCUUCUCCUCGGGUCUCCAUCACUCCCUCUCCUCCAGCGAGAGCCUCCCGGAGUCCCCCACGCACAGCCUGUCCCCGGGGCCCACCACCCCCUGCCGCAGCCCCGCUCCCGAUCUCCCCCCAGAUGCUGUGUCCCCACAGAGCACCUCUCCAUCCUCCAGCACCCCAACGUCACCCGCCGGCCACGUGCGCCCCAGCUCCCUGCACGGGCUGGCGCCCAAAUUGGGGGGGGCGGCCCGCUACAAAGUGGGACGGCGCAAAUCCACCAGCAGCAUCCCCCCCUCGCCCCUGGCCUGCACCCCUUCCUCCUCCUCCCAGCGCCCACCUUCUCCCCAGCGCUCCCCAUCCCCACUCCCGGGGUACCCCAAAACCCCUCAUUCCUUCCAGGGCAAGACCCUGUCCCCCCCCACCAUCGUCCGGCAGAGCUCGCGGCCCCGCAGCGCCGACUGCCCCCGCUCCCCCCUCCUCAAGCGCGUCCAGUCGGCCGAGAAGAUCGUCACCGUCCUGGCGGAGAAGAAGACAGGGGGUGGUGGCCGAAAGCUGGGGCUGGAGGUGACCACCAUGGACGGGGAGACCACGAUGGAGGGCGAAGCGUUGGCGUACCCCGGGGAGCACGGGUAUCACCCCGCCAGCUCCCGGCUGGGGGAGAGGCACGAGAGGGACCAGGAGAUGGUGGUCAUGAGGCGCUUGAACCUCUCCGAGCGGCGGGACUCCUUCAAGAAGCAAGAAGCCGUUCAAGAAGUGAGUUUUGAUGAACCGGAGGCGACGACGGCGGCGAGUGAUGAUGGUGGGAAGAGCGAAGGCAGGCAGGGCACAGCUCUCUGGUGUGGUGCCACGGAGCCCAGGCCCAAACCCAACCAGGUGCCACAAAUCGCGGUGCAGGGCUCCGAGAGCGAUGAGCAGGAUCCAACAGUGGCUGAGUGGGAAUGCCAAGGCUCCUACCCCAUGGGUGACGCCGAGCCCCGGGACGGCAGCAUCUCCUCACCACCAUGGGAUGGCCACGAGCACGGGGAGCGUGGCUCCCGGCGGCACUGGGACUGCGGGGUGAGAGCCACCAGCCACCGGCAACCCCCACGGGGCCAGGAGCCGGGGGGUGCUCAGCUCCCAGCACCCCGGGGUGGCACAUGGAGGGGGGCCGAGCAUCCCUGAACCCCCCCACGCCAUCCCCUGAACCCAUCCCAGCGCCUCCCCAAAAAAAACCCCAUCCUGCCCGGCAGAGCCGUCAGAGAAACGUCCCCGGAGCCAUUUUGGACAUCGGCGCUGGCUGCGCCCCGAAGUUUCCACCGACCCUCCUGCUAUAUC